CUCUUUGUGCAAUGUCUCAUAUGCACACACCCUCCCCCAAAAAUAUAUAAAGGGAAUUUAGGAUUUGUUAGAUUAGAGGGACACUGUGUUGGACUGUGACAGAAUUUAAUCUACUACAGAUUGCGUACUGAAAUACAUAGUCUUCCAGUAGCCUACCUGCUCACAAGAAUGGAGCAGGCAGAGUAGACAGCUGGUAUAAUAUGUGAAGACAUGAACCCGGAAACAAAUACACAGCUGUUGGAUCUAAUUUUAAACCUAACACUCUUGAUCGGGUAGCUUUAGAUCCUAAUUAACAGGCUAUGGCUAAAUUUACUUCUGGGAGUAAGGAGAAGAAAGUUUGAAGAAAGUGGUGAAAAGCUUUUGUUAAAAACAAGCUAUAUUUGCUCCGGUUAUGGUUCGUCCAUUUGUCAGAGCUAGUACAGAGCCCCCAAAGCCCAGAAAGGAAGAUCAAAAAGCUCGAAAUGCAUUGCUAGCAGACAUUCAGCAAGGGACUCGCUUAAGGAAAGUUACCCAAAUCAAUGACCGAAGUGCACCACAGGUUGAAAAAUCCAGAGGACCUAACAGAGAUGGAGGUGGUCCAGCAACCAGCAAAAGUAGUGCUCAACCAUCAUUGGGGGGCUUGUUUGCAGGUGGCUUUCCCAUGCUGAAACCAAUUGGCCAAAGAGACAUGACAGCUGGCAAGGCCGGGCAGCUGCCUGGAGUACGAGGGCCUCCUCCAAAGUCUCCAGCCCCACUGAACGGCAGUGCCAAAGCAAACAGCAACAUUGCAAGUCAACCUGAUUGUCCAAGAGCAGCACACCCAACGGAGCUAUUCAGUGGGCCACGACCAGGACCAGCUCGGCCCAGCAUGCCUGCCCCUCCCCCACCUCCCCCAGUUUCUAGUAAACCAUCCCUUGUUUUCCCACCUCCUCCACCUCUUCCCUAUCCUCUGGAAAAACCUGUAAAAGUGUCACCCCAGAAUUUGGUUCCUCCUCCACCACCACCACCUCCUCUGGGUGACAAGCCUGCCAAGAUUCAAGCAAUGGCUUUGCAUCUGCCACCACCCCCACUGCCCUUGGCACCACCUUGUGGCUUGCCAAUCAGAACUGACUUUUCUAGCACUUCUCCCCCACAGCCUGAUUUGAGGGAUUAUCCACCUCCAACUCCUCCCCCACCUCCACCACCACUGCCUCCUUCACCCAGGGGAUCCUUGCUGCUGCUACCCUCCCCGAUCUUUAACAGUACUGUGAGCAGCAGUGAUGUUCCACCCCCAUUACCCCCCAAAUCUCCACACUUGCUGCUCCAAAAACCUGGUAUUCAGUCUAUGCCCCUCCCUCCCGCCCCUCCCUUCCCUCAGCCAGCUGCAGCAGUGCAAAAGAAGAGACAAGGUAGAGGUGCAGUAAGCAGCACCGGGAAGCUAAUUCCACCUCCGCUGCCUCCAGCAAGAUCACCAACAACUGAGCUUACAAGCAAGUGUCCAUAUACCCAAGUCUCAUCCUGGCCAGCUGCACAUGAGUCCUAUCCACAGCACAGAAAUGGAAACAUGCAAAUCAUUGAUGACUUUGAGUCUAAGUUUACUUUCCAUUCUGUGGAAGAAUUCCCACCUCCUGAUGAAUUCAAGCCAUAUCAGAGAAUUUAUCCCAGCAAGGCACCUAGAGAUACACCUAAAAAUCCUCCACUAAGAACACACGUGAGAUGAGAAGAUUCCCAUAACAGAUCUCUGGUGCAGUACAACACAGGAAGAGUGAAGAUAAGAUAAUUUAUGAAACAGAAGGUUUUGUUAAAUGCAUAGAAAUUAUAUUUUAACAAUCAAAUGCUGCAAUGGCUGACCUGAUUUGAUAUUUUUAAACUGGAAAAGAAAUACUUUAAUUAUUCAUUCUCUGAACUAGCCUAGUCAUUGUUGGCCCAGGCUUUUACAUUAUUGUUAGAUACUUUACUGAAGGAAUUUUUAAAAUUAGCAUUAUGAGAUUUAAAUGUUUAGUAGCAUUCACUAUGUAAUUCUCAUUCAUAUCUCAUAAUCAAGAGAUGUCAUCUCAAACAGUAUUCCAGGUAUUAAAUAUGCCCACAAAUAUUUUUCUGUUACCUUUUAAAUAUUUGUUAGUCUUCCCCAGAGAGCUCUAAUUAUAUUUACAUGAGUUUUCAAUUAGUUAUCUGAAAAUAAGCUACUAUAUAUUGUAUGGUUAUUGGCAUGACUUCAUAAUCUGAUUGUAAGUUACUUUGUUGUCUAUUUCCUACUUAUCCCCACACGGCUGCAAAAUGGCUGCUCCUUCAAUAUUACCAUAAAGGGGCUCAUAUUUA
Molecule: messenger RNA, 2277 nt
Organism: Pelodiscus sinensis (Chinese soft-shelled turtle)
Lineage: Eukaryota; Metazoa; Chordata; Testudines; Trionychidae
Gene: WIPF3
Product: WAS/WASL interacting protein family member 3
Molecular function (GO): actin binding
Source: RefSeq, a predicted model, not a curated record